AAUCUGCUAAAAGUCAUGUAGGCAAUGCUAAUAUGCUUAGCAUCAGGUGAAUAGCUUAUAUUCAUUCAUGGUUGCUUAUACUAAUGUUAUUUAUGUACAUUUUAUUGAAGGACAGUGAGAAAAUGAGGGAUCCAGAAAAGUCCUCCAGCACUGAAGCUGAAGAGACUAAAGAAUGAACAGACUUUUUUGAAGAGAAUGAGGAGAAUGAAGAUGAUGAACUUGUUAAAGCUGAGAAAAUCUCUCAUCUACUGACUGAAGGUAUUUUUAAUAAUGAACAGAGGAAACAAGAAAUGUCUCACCUGCACUGAGUGUGAAAAGAGUUUGAGAUGCAAACCAAGUUUGCAUUUUCACAUGAGGAUUCACACUGGAGAAAAACAGUUCACAUGUACUCAGUGUGGGAAGAGUUUUGCACAAUCAGCAAACCUUAAAAUACACAUGCGGAUUCACACUGGAGAGAAACCAUACACAUGUACUCCGUGUGAGAAGAGUUUUAGUCGAUCAGAGUACCUUAAAUCACACCUGCAGAUCCACAUCGGACACAAAACACACAGAUGUGAACAAUGCGGCAAAACAUUUAUGAGGGUUUCAGAGCUGAAGAAUCAUCUUAGAGUUCACACUAAAGAGAAACCGUAUUCAUGCUCUGAGUGUGGAAAGAGUUUUGCACAGCUGGCACAUUUAAGACGUCAUCAGAAGAUCCACACUGGUGUAAAAGAGUACAUGUGCUUUGAGUGUGAGAAGACUUUUAUUACAGCUGGAGAAUUGAAAAAGCACCAGAGGAUUCACACUGGGGAGAAGCCGUACACAUGUGAUCAGUGUCUGAAGAGUUUCACACAGUUGUCGCAUGUUAAGAGACACAUGAAAAUCCACACUGGAGAAAAGCAGCACACAUGACAUCAAUGCAGCAAAUCAUUUUCUCAUGUGUAACGGGUGUAACCAGAAAAUACUAUAGCGCUACAGACUGAAUCCACGUUUACACUAAUAAAUUUUCGUUUUAAAACGCAUACGUUUUGCUACAGUUAUGCCAUCCAUCACAAACUACGCCGAAAACUUUCGAGCGCCAAAAACUGAGGUUUUUUUGAAGCUUUUUUUUCUAAAACGCUGCUGCUGCUCUGUGUCAGUGUGGAUGUUGGGGGGAAACUAAAUGUUGGGGGUUAAAUGUAAACUGAGACAUCUGAAAACGGCAUGGCUGCAGACAUUCACCUAUCUGAUUGGGGCUUUUCCCUCAAUGUUAAGUAGCCCACACACAGUUCAGUCCUGCAUCCUGUCCGUGUAAGUUCAGACUUUUGUGCUGGAUCGCCUUUAUUUAAUUACCCUAAUUAAACAAAGAUAAACCAGGAUCCUCUCUUCGCGAUAUUUCUUAGCUAGAGUUUAGUUAAAGGAUCGUCUUUAUGUUUUUGCAAUCAGAAUAAAUUACAUUUAUACUUCACCACACAGGGUAACUCUGAUGGUUUCUGGAAAAUGAAGUCAGUGUCCACUCCAGUGAAGAUAAGUAAUAAAAUAUACUUUUAUUAAUAAAAUAAAAUCCAGUGAAAAAGUAGAAUAAACAAAAGACAAAUAACAGAACUAAAAUCCUUUACUUUAUCCUCCGUUGAGAAUAAAGGGCCUAAGACAUUCAAUAUACAGUAGUCAGAAAGCGCAAAGCUGCUUUGUACAUUUCAGCUUUUAAUACUCAUCAUUCAUAGAUAACGAUUGACUCUGGGACCGUGUUGGGAGACAGGGUUCAUAAACAAUGUUCAGAAACAGAGCAUAGAUCAAUCAUAAACACAGGUGCACAUCUUAAUUAAAUCCCACAUUCACAGAGCAUGCUUUAUCAUUUGAACAGUGGGAAAAUCCCUCGGGAAGACAGAUACACAGUCAUCCGAGUAUAAGUCAAUUAUAUGGCAGUUUUAUUAUCAGCCUUCAUAGAUAGUGUGCCUACACAUUCAUGCACUGAGAGUUAUGUGCUUAAACUGAGCAGCGAGGUCAGUUAGAGUUCCUUCAGUUGGUUUGUUGGUCCUGCGCGCCCUCUUGCGGAGGCCCCUCUCCUUUCUCUUAUGCUUGGUUUCAUCAAGAGUUGUGCUUUUACGCAUCGGGAUAUCCGAAUACAUCAUUGAUUUUUUGUGUCUCCUAUGAUCAAUGUCAUAAGACCAAUAAGGCACCACACUUUGCAAGUUUGAUAUAGAAAACAAACUCCCGAGGACGCAUCGGGUAAAUCUUCAAAGUGAACAGUGUGCUGUAUAACCUCAUUCACAUCACCCUGACUACGCUGUUUCACUUUCUUAACAAUAAAUGAAAACAUGAUAUGAGGAACUGCCUAUUCUCAUUUUGAUAUUAACUUAACAGACACCAAAAAUGUUGAGGUGUCGUAUAGCUGCAUAUUAAUAUACAGAGCCUAUAACAUUACUGUCUGCUUUAAAUUUCAGUGAAUACGAAACACCCUCUCUAUUGCUGAAUAUCAGUUUUAAUAGUCAAUAAUGGCCAUUAUAAAAGUGUAACGUACGAGUUUACACAUUAUAGGAAAUAAAGGCAAGCGAUCAGUCAAAUGUGCAGAAUCAGUGUACGCGGUUACAUUAUUAACUUAUCUUUCCGCUCAGCCGAAACACAUUACCUGAGAACAAUAAUAGAUUCAAAAGACCAAAGUCUGGGAAUAUGCCAUUAGAUAUAGACAACAUGAUGAAUUUAAAUAUCACAUUUAACUAAUAUAGUGAGAUUAGAUCCAGCGGUAGAUCCUUGAUGAACAGUCCAACAUGUGCAGCUCUCAUCAGGGUAGAUGUGCUCAGAGCACGCUGCAGUGCAUGCCAGAGUGUGUGUGCGGUCACGUGAUGUGGGUUUUCAGCGGUGUAAUGGAGACGGAGAGUUGUUCAGAAACGCUGGGUGAAACGCUAGUGUGGAUGUGGAUCAUUUUCAUUCUAAAACGUCGUUUUAAAACUAAAACGUAUUAGUGUAAACGGGCCUGAGUGUAGAAAGCCUAUCCAUUUCUGAUG
Molecule: messenger RNA, 2963 nt
Organism: Danio aesculapii
Lineage: Eukaryota; Metazoa; Chordata; Actinopteri; Cypriniformes; Danionidae
Product: gastrula zinc finger protein XlCGF7.1-like
Exons: 2
Coding region: 271-891 (206 amino acids)
Biological process (GO): regulation of transcription by RNA polymerase II
Cellular component (GO): nucleus
Molecular function (GO): RNA polymerase II cis-regulatory region sequence-specific DNA binding; DNA-binding transcription activator activity, RNA polymerase II-specific
Source: RefSeq, a predicted model, not a curated record